UUUUCUUUAGUUUUCAUCUGUCUUCCUCCCUUCUUUUUUGCCUGCCUUGCCUUUGUGUCUCUGAGGCGGAGAGACACGCAGACGCCUCCGGGGUGUAUCGACAGCUGGUAGCUGCCGGUCGCAGCUUCCAGCGGGCUGGGGCAUUGAAAGCGUUUUUUCUGCUGGUCCGAUCGCGCGGCUCUUUCUUUCUUCUUUCUCGACUUCUUCUGUUCUGUCUUCACCCAUUCUCCGCGAAGUUCGCGUUCUGCAUCCUUUUUCCACCCCCCGGAAGUCCUCCUUUCCGGAACGAAUCCCCCUCGAGUGUGUCGCGUUCGUCCAGGCAACAGACACCGCAGCCGUUGCUUCGAGUGUUUGAGUGUUGUCGGCUGGUUUUUCGCUCGAGCCUCGCGGGUCUUCUUCAGCGUCGUGCUGCUUCCUCGUGAAGCAUUAUCCCUCCGUCCUUCCGCUUGCUUUUCUCUUUUCCUUUCCCUCCCCGCGGUUUCUCACAGCUUCGACUCACCCCGGCGUCCACCCGCGACUCGUUCUGCCAGUCUCGCCUCCUACCCAAAGCGGCCUGCGCCCCCGUCUCCGGAUCUCUUCCCGCCGUCAUCAUUCUCUCGUUUCUCUCUCUUCCUUCGCCCCUCCUCCACGCGUCAACGGCGUUCUCUCUGUCUCCGCCCUGUCUCCUUUGCGGCUGCAGUCAUGCCGGGUGUCUUGUCGAAAGGCGCCUCCUCUCCGGAGGCCCCGGCUACGUCCCGGGCGAGUCUCUUCGCUCUCUUCAGUCGUUUCUGCCCAGACAGAACGCGCAAGCGCCUGUUCCUCGCCUUCUCUUCCCUCAUCGUUUGCAGCUCCUGCAAUCUGGCAACGCCUACGUUGCUCGGAAUCGCUAUUGACGCCGCUUCCUCUUCUUCUCGCUCUUCGUCUCUCCCUUCUUCUCUCUCUUCUUCUUUCUCUGCUUCUGCGGGGGCGGGCUGUGCGCCUGCGACGGGUCUCUUCGCCGGUGUCGGCUCGGUCCUCUCGGGAGUGUGGACAGUUCUCGGUCAAGUGUUGUGCGGCGGCGGGAAGGAGGCGCUGAAGAGUCAGCCGCCGAAGGUUCUCUUCACGUUGAUUGCAUGCGUCGUUUGCCUCGGAGCGUUCUCGAGUUUCCUGCGAACUUCUCAGCUGGAAACCGCCGAACACGAAAUGCGUAUGGAAGUCCGACGGCAACUCUUCCGGACGCUACUGUACAUGCCUCCGUCGCUCUUUCUCUGUCGCUCCCCGGGCCAUCUGUUGCCUCUCUUCACCGAGGACACCGAGGCGCUUGUGUCUGCGUUGACGCAGACGCAGGCGCAGGCGCUGCGGUACACGAGCAGCGUAGUCGGCGGCUCUUCGCUGCUGCUUCUCAUUUCCCCGCGAGUCACAGUCCUCGCCCUGCUGCUUCUUCCACUGGCAGGCUGUUCGGCGAUGCUUCUUGCCAAGCGACUUCGGCGCCUCCGCAGCAUUCGCGAGAAAGAAAUGCAGGAGUGCACUGCGUUCCUCUCCGACCGGCUCUUCCACGUGAAGACGGUGUACAUACACCAGGAGCAGGAGCAGGAACUCUUCCGCCUGCAGAAGAGACAAGACGAGGCUCUGGAGGCAGCGAAGGCCGCGGCGGUUGCCAACGGCUGCUUCUUUGGAGGUCUCUCGUUUUCGAUAAACGCGACGGUCCUCGCUCUUCUCACCUAUGGCACUACUCUCGUCAAGCAAGGCGUGCUGUCUUACGGCAACCUCACAACCUUCGCAGUGUAUUCGUCCAUGGUCGGCGUCGGCUUCAGUGGCUUGACUGCGGUGUCUUCGGAGCUCGCGAGAGCUGCAGAGGCAGGCGCGCGUCUGCAUGCAGUUCUCUCUGUCGGCGAGACCUUGCGACUGCCAGGCACUUCGAGACAGCGAGAGCUCCCAGAUGCAAGAGAGCAGCGCAAACACAAGAAGCAGAAAAGGGAGGGACAGGAAGAAGAACAAAGGAAAGAGCGUGAGGAAGAGGGGAAAUCGGAGCGUGAGAGUCUCCCGCUCUUGGUGAAGAUUUCGGAGUUCGAGGAAGGGCGGGCUGGACCGGAGGAUGUUGCCCAGCAAGUUGAGGGGAAGAUUGUUUUCUCAAAUGUCUCUUUUUCCUACGGGAGAAGCAAAGAUUUUCAAGAGCGUUCCGCACCCACCUCGUCCCUGGCGUCGCUGCUUCUUCCCGCGCAUGCCUCUGAAGCAAAAAACGAGGGGCGCGAGAUCGGCGAGUCAAAAGAGACACCGGAGACAACCGGAGACACCGCAGCCCUCAAAAACGUUUCCCUCGUCUUCCCUCCAGGCUCUGUCACUGCAGUCACUGGCGCCAGCGGGGCAGGCAAAAGCACGUUGCUUAAACUCCUCACCCAAGAACUUCGCCCGCAGCAGGGAACAGUCACUCUGGACGGCGUGGACGUCCAGGCGAUUCCGACGCGUCUUCUUCUGCAGAAACUCAUCGGCGUCGUAAACAACGAAAGCACAUCGUUGCUGACGGGGCUGAGCGUACGGGAGAACAUCACGUACGGUGUGUGGACGCCACCUGCGACUCCCGAGCCUGCCGCAGGGUGUCCAGAGCUGUUCUUGGAGGUGUGUCGGCUGUGCAAAGUCGACAAGUUUUUGUCGGCUCCCAACAUAAGCCGAGAGAACGAAGUGGUGGAGGGGGCGGCCGCAGGCUUCAGCUCUGGGGAGCAGCAGCGACUGGGCCUGGCGCGGGCUCUGAUCAAGAGGGCCUCGGUGCUCGUUCUCGAUGAAGCGACUGCGCACCUGGACGCGGAAAACGAGCGAUUGCUUCUGCAGACGUUGCGAGAGCUCCUGCAGAAGGAGAACUCCACUUUGUCGACCGGAGAAAGCGAGCGAAACGAGACGCGUCUGUUGACAGGCGCCGUCAAAACAGUGGUCCUGAUCGCGCACAGCAAAGCGGCGCUCCAGAUGGCCGACUCGGUCGUCGUGCUCCGGGCGGGCGAAAUCGUGGAACAAGGAUCUUUCGAGACACUUGUCAAAGCCAAUGGAGAACUGGCGCGUCUCCUGAAGCUGCAGGAACAGUCUGGGGAUACGAGUGAGAGAACAGCCCCGAACCACGCAGAGAAGUAGACGCAGAACCCCCAUCGCAGCUCGCAGGGGAGCAUGCGGAAAACGAGGAUAGCCGAUCAGGCGAAAAUCCUUUUACCCUUGCGUACCAUCACGUCUUGAAAGGCACAAGAACGAGGACGCUCUAUGGAGACUCGCGGCUGGGGGUGCACAGUCAAAGACAUCUUGGGUGUAAAGCACUGCGUUUUGAUGUCACAUCCGAAACGCAGGAGCGCCCCGAAGUUGCCAAGGUACCAGCAUUGUACUGGAGAAACGAUGGUUUGUUCUCGAAACCUGACGCGUGUUGAGGAUCCUAGGUCCUCUAUGGUGUCGGCAGUCGCAAAGAACUUGAUCGUCUGUACCUCUUGGCAGGAGGCGCGUUGUGUGUGUAAGUCAGAAGACGCGAGAAAGUCCGGAGAAAGAAGGAGUAGCCACGCCCUAAACGAGAGAGACGGUGCCCACAUGCAGAGAACGCCAGUUACGAGUAGCAGGAUGCAGUGGCAGAUGUACUACCGGACCUGUCCUGACGUCACGAGGCGUAGUAUUCUGCUCUUCUCUGCAAGUCUAAGGGUGUAAACGUUCACACCAAAACUACAGUGUGUUCACGCUCGCAGUGCUUGAAAACGAUUUCGUUUUUCGCGAAGCGUAGCGGGAGGUGAGCUGGUGCUGUUCGGGGUGUAGGGACCGUACGAAUUCCGAAACACGGGGGAGCGCACCGAGGAAGCCGUUAAAGCUGAACAUGCGGUAGAUUUCGACAAAUUUUCAGUGCGUGAAUAUUAGCGUCGAACUGUCAAUUGUACAUGCGAGUUUUGGAAAAGGACUCAGUGUGGAGGGUAUCGACAUACGUAAAAAGAGCGGCGAUUGAGCGGAGAGAACAAGACACCGGGUUUAGUGGCGAGAAACAAGCAGGGAGAGAAGACAGAAGCUUCCAGGGAGUGGCCGUGGACGCGAUUACAUGUGACCUGGACAGUGGCGAAGAAAAGAACUCAGAUUCGCUUUCCUUUGAUCUAAGGAGCUCAAACAGCUACAAGCGGUGAAGAUGUGUUGCUGCAAAAGUGGAAAGGGCAGAACGUGGUUUUUCAGAUGUAUGCUGGAUACCCCUACGGAGUCACAAACUCGAUUUUCGUCGUUCCCGUGAGACAUGUGCAUGGAGACGGAGAGACGCUUGACGGUUAAAACAAGACCAUGUCUCUUUCUGAGCUUUUUGGAUAACGGGGCUCAAUCAAACAGACUGGGAG
Messenger RNA from Toxoplasma gondii ME49, 4292 nucleotides. RefSeq names its product ABC transporter transmembrane region domain-containing protein. Gene Ontology annotation, cellular component: membrane. Gene Ontology annotation, biological process: transmembrane transport. Gene Ontology annotation, molecular function: ATP hydrolysis activity; ABC-type oligopeptide transporter activity; ATP binding. The transcript is spliced from 5 exons. The record is from RefSeq and is a predicted model, not a curated record. The coding region runs from base 682 to 3078 and encodes 798 amino acids. Lineage: Eukaryota; Apicomplexa; Conoidasida; Eucoccidiorida; Sarcocystidae.